AGAGCAUGUUGUGACAGACAUGUCUCUGGAGAUGGAGAAGACCAUCACCAAGCUGAUGUAUGACUUCCAGAGGAACUCUACAUCUGAUGAUGACUCUGGAUGCGCUCUGGAGGAAUAUGCCUGGGUUCCCCCUGGCCUGAGUCCGGAGCAGGUGCAUCAGUAUUACAACUCCUUACCUGAAGAGAAGGUCCCAUACAUGAACAGCGCUGGUGAGAAAUAUCGAAUCAAACAACUGCUUCAUCAGCUGCCACCACAUGACAAUGAGGUGCGUUAUUGUAACUCCUUGGAUGAGGAGGAGAAAAGAGAGCUGAAGUUGUUCAGCAACCAACGCAAGAAGGACAACUUGGGCAGAGGCAAUGUCCGUCCUUUCCCACUGACCGUCAAUGGGGCCGUGUGUGAUAAGUGUGGCGGCCAGAUAAACGCAGGGGACAUUGUGGUGUUUGCGGCCAGGGCGGUUCAUGGAAAAUGGUGGCACCCAAAUUGCUUUGUGUGCUGCAUGUGCGAGGAAAUGUUGGUUGAUCUGAUCUACUUCUACCAGGAUGGCAAGCUCUACUGCGGCCGGCACCAUGCCGAGAGACUGAAACCCCGCUGCUGUGCAUGUGAUGAGAUCAUCUUUGCUGAUGAGUGCACGGAAGCGGAGGGCAGACACUGGCACAUGAAGCACUUCUGUUGCUACGAGUGCGAGACCACCCUCGGUGGCCAGCGCUACAUCAUGAAGGAUGGACGUCCACAUUGUUGCAACUGCUUUGAGUCCCUUUAUGCAGAGUACUGUGAUGCAUGCGGAGAACAUAUAGGUAUCGACCAAGGCCAGAUGACGUAUGAUGGACAGCACUGGCACGCAACUGAAGAAUGUUUUUGUUGUGCCCAUUGCAAACGUUCUCUGCUUGGCCGUCCCUUCCUACCGAAGCAGGGACAGAUCUUCUGCUCACGCUCCUGCAGCGCUGGACAGGAUCCAGAUGAGUCAGAUUCUUCAGACUCCGCUUUCCAGAGUGCCCGCUCCCGUGAGUCCCGCCACAGCACUAAGAUUGGUAAAAAGGAGCGCAGGAGCGCUGAGCAGGAAAGAAAGAGUGCAGAAGCCCGCCAGUCCACUGCUCCCCCCAAGCCUGACCGUCUGUCGGCCGAAAUUGAUCCCCUGUCAGUUCAAAUGGACCGUUUAAGCGUAUCAGCCAGCCAGACCCCAAGCAGGACACCGAAUCGCACCCCCAGCCGUACUCCUAGUCGCACACCAAGUCGCGCUCCGAGUCUAAACCAGGUGUGGAUGAGUCGAGAUGACCCUUAUGUCCCUGCUGCUUUUGAGGGCCCCCAGCGGGAAUCCUCUCCGACCCCUCCAUCUAUUCAUCUUUUGGGUCAGUGUAAUGCCAGACAGGGCUACAAUCCCAACGGAAAUGUUCAUCCUUCAGCCCAAAGUCCUGCCAACCCAGGAAAGAGGCCUGAUUCCUGGGGAAAAGAACAAGGCAAUGUUAAGAGGACACCAAUGGCUGCCCUGAGGGGUCACUCCUUCAACGAAAACUGGAUGCACCAUAGCCAGGAUGAGUUCAGGCCAAACAAGUUACGUACCCAGAUGAGCUUCAAUGAGAUGUCAAGUCAGAACCAAGGAUUCUCUGACAAGAGGAGUAUUAGUAUGCAUGGAUUUCAGAGAGACAGGAGGCCUCCUCUUACCAGGAGGAACCCCAUCAAUGCCAUGAGCUUCAACGAACCGCUGACUCCACUAGAGCAGACACCACGUGGCUCUAUGGACUCUCUCACCGUGUCAAAUGCUAUGGCAGGCAAUUCCCUUGAUGGGGUCAGCAAGCGUCAGGAGCAUUUGUCCAGGUUCUCCAUGCCUGACUUGAGCAAGGAUUCAGGUGUAAAUGUGUCUGAAAAGAGCAACAUGGGAACACUCAGUUCUUCAGUCCAGUUCCAUAGCACAGAGUCUCUGUCCUCUUCUCGUCCCUUUAACAACAACAUGUACACCCCACACAGAGUGGGCUAUCCACUGCAGUAUUGGGAUGGCCCGCAGCCACUGAGCUUUGAUGGCAAAGCUCGUGCUGGUGUGAUGGGCAGCAGCGGGAACUUGCGGAUGGCUCCCAUGAGUGAUAGAAUGCCCCGUCGGCAGGAACUUGUUUCCCAGAAACAACAGCCUCAACCGAGACAUCGCAAACACCAUCGUGGAAAUGGGCAACAUCGCAGCACCCGCCACCACAAACGCUCCCGUCGUUCUCGCUCCGAUAACGCCCUGCAUCUGGUCGCUGACCGCCCUGCUCAAAUGGUGGAGCUGCCGUUCCAUCGUGUCCAAGAGGAUUAUGAUCGCUUCCCCUCUGGUCAAGCUGCCAGAGAGUUGUUUGGUCAGGACCCAGGCGGACACCGACAGCAACCCCACCGGCCUUGUCCUCGCACCACAUCUGAUCUCACCCUACAAAAUGCUGGCUGGCAGCCUGCUGGGGUGGGUGGGCCAUGUUGGGGUGAUGGGUACAUGGAAGGGCCCGACCCAUGGUGUUCCAGCUGUUCCUCUUCUUCUGAAUCGGAGGAAAAUGAGGGUUACUUCAUGGGUGAACCUAUCCCUCGACCUGUGCAGCUGUGUUACAUCAACAACGAGGAGCUACGUCAUCGCUACAGCCCCUCGGGAAUGGCUGGACAUCCUGGACCUCUGCACAGACCCAUUCAUGGCCAGCUGCACGCUCGCCAGAGGAGGAAGAGCAAGAACUGCAUAAUUUCAUAAAUAUAGAAAUAAAUAAUGGUGGGGGUGGGUAGAAGAGUGAAG
This is a messenger RNA of Nerophis ophidion (straightnose pipefish), 2740 nucleotides long. RefSeq names its product prickle-like protein 2. The transcript is spliced from 8 exons. Gene Ontology annotation, molecular function: zinc ion binding. The coding region runs from base 20 to 2698 and encodes 892 amino acids. Lineage: Eukaryota; Metazoa; Chordata; Actinopteri; Syngnathiformes; Syngnathidae. The record is from RefSeq and is a predicted model, not a curated record.